Molecule: messenger RNA, 1355 nt
Organism: Fragaria vesca subsp. vesca
Lineage: Eukaryota; Viridiplantae; Streptophyta; Magnoliopsida; Rosales; Rosaceae
Product: zinc transporter 1-like
Exons: 3
Coding region: 117-1178 (353 amino acids)
Biological process (GO): zinc ion transmembrane transport
Cellular component (GO): plasma membrane
Molecular function (GO): zinc ion transmembrane transporter activity
Source: RefSeq, a predicted model, not a curated record
UCAAAUAUGAUACUGAUCCCUAUAUAAAACUGCACCCCUUUAUCUUUCUUUGGAAACUCGGAUCCCUUUUCGUGUUGCAGAGUUCAGACCAUUCCCUUGAGUUUUUUUUUUUUUCAAUGAAGGAGUUUCAGAAGAAUGACCUCCUCUCCUUCUUCUGCAUCCUCCUUUUACUCCCAGCCCUAGCUUCCGCAGAGUGUACGUGCGACGCCGAAGAAGAAGGCGGUAACAGAAGCGAAGCCCUAAAAUACAAACUCGGCGCAAUCGCUUCCAUCCUCGUGGCCGGUGCAAUCGGCGUUUGCAUCCCAAUUAUAGGGAAAACGAUUCCGUCAUUGCAGCCGGAGAAGCCUAUCUUCUUCAUUAUCAAGGCUUUUGCAGCCGGCGUUAUAUUGGCCACUGGAUUCAUCCACGUGCUUCCGGACGCUUUCGAGAGAUUGACGUCGCCGUGUUUGAAAGAAAACCCAUGGGCGAACUUUCCCUUCACCGGAUUUGUGGCCAUGAUGGCUGCCAUCGGAACCUUGAUGGUAGAUUCCAUUGCAACUUCUUAUUUCAACAGGUCUCACUUUAAGAAGGCUCAGAAUCACGUUAACGGAGAUGAGGAGAAAGUUGGAGAGCAUGAGGGUCACGUACAUGUUCAUACACAUGGGACUCAUGGCCAUUCUCAUGGCUCGCUUGAUACCAAUUCCGCCGAGUCACAACUUCUUCGGCACAGAGUUAUAUCAAAGGUUUUGGAGUUGGGAAUUGUGGUGCACUCGGUGAUAAUUGGAAUUUCGUUGGGUGCUUCUGAAAGUCCAGCAACAGUUCGACCUCUUGUUGCUGCUUUGACUUUCCAUCAAUUUUUUGAAGGCAUGGGACUUGGUGGUUGCAUAGCUCAGGCGAGAGAGUCGCGAUUAACAACUAUAAUCAUGGUGUUGUUCUUCUCGCUUACAACUCCGGUUGGAAUUGGGAUUGGUAUUGGAAUAUCAAGCAGAUACAAGGAAAACAGUUCAACGGCUCUCAUACUCGAAGGACUUUUUGAUGCAGCAUCAGCCGGGAUCUUAAUCUACAUGGCUCUGGUUGAUCUCCUAGCUGCUGAUUUUAUGAACCCGAAAAUGCAGAAGAAUGUAAAGCUUCAAGUUGGGGCUAAUGUUUCACUUCUUUUUGGAGCUGGUUGCAUGUCUCUAAUAGCCAAAUGGGCUUAAACUAGAAAACGUCAAUCAUUUUUUUUGGUUCAGUUUCUAGCUAGAAUAGUGACAUUGUUUUUCUUCCCAAAUGUUUGUGGUUCAAGAACGUCUGUGUGAAAAAAUGCAAAAAAUACUUUUUGCCAAUUUGACUUGUUAUUUGAAUUGAAUUUUAGAAUAUAUAUAUUGGGGCUCAAU